AUGGUAACAGACAACAGGAAGACGACGACGGGGAUGUCUCAGCGGCGGGUCGUGAGCAGAGCUCCUGAGGAGCAGCGGGACUUCCACCACAUGAAGACGGCCGCUGCAGAGUUUUACCGGGUCAACGGAGUCCCGCCGGUGAUAGAGGCAGCUCUGAACCAGCUCUUCCUCCACAAGCCCGAAGACGUGCACGGCUACCUGGCAAAUUAUUUUACAAACCUAUGUGCACCACCGAGGAUCAGCAGGCUGAAGGGAAGGGAGGUCUAUGAUGCAAGAGGACAGCUAUCCGUCGAGGCAGAGGUCUUCUGCAUCGUCUGCAACAAGGAAAAGAGCAUGUCUUCAGCUGGCGUCUCCAGAGACUUUGGGCCUAAAGAGACGUCAAUGGACUGGAAAGCAAAUAGUCAAGAGAGGGCUGACCAUGUGAUGACUGCUGCCCAGUGGAUCAAUGGACCUCUGAACAACAUGUUGAAGGACCAAAACCCCUGUUACCAGUCACAUGUUGACCACAUACUCAGCAAUUUCUUCAUGGCCCGCGUCUUGGAGGGGAAACUCCUUCGGAACAAGGAGAAAGAGGAGAGUUGUUCACCCAGCGAGCCUGAGGUGGUGCUGUCUUCUCCACUAUCUGCACAGUCUAAAGACAAAAAGAGUGUUGAUAAAGGUAAAAAGAGCAACACUGCAGAGAAGCCAUUUCGUCCAGCAGAGCCAACAGAACCAGUUUUGCCUGGUAGCUCGGCCAUAGGCUCAGUGUCUCUGGCUGUGGCCAAAACUGCUGCAAAAAUACAGGGUAUCCCUCUCUACAAAUACAUAGCAGCUCUGAAGAACAGAAAGGCUCCGACUCAGUUUCACAUCCCAGUGUCGUUGGUAACUUUGCUGAGCUGUGGAAAGACUUCUCCUGGAAAAUUGAAUUUGCUGGAGGAAGUCAUCCUAAUCCCCAGAGCUGGAAAACGAGUCAAACAAAUUAUCACAAUGACCCUUGAGUUACAGAAGGAUAUGAUGAGAAUAAUGAAUGCGUCAACAAAAGCCGGGGCAACCCAGGCAAUGCUGUGUGACAGUGGAGCGCUGGCUGUGAUGUGUGAGCGACCCGAGCAGCCUCUAGAUCUGAUCGCUGAAGCCUGCACUAACUCUGGACUGGCACUGGGGACAGAGAUCCACUUAGCACUAAACUGUGCUGCCCCUAAGUUAAUGGACUGUUCUAAAGGAAAGUAUGAAGUUGCAACCGGAGUUUUGAAGUCUCCAGAUGAAUUAGUUGAUAUGUACCAAACCCUUAUCAGCAAAUACCCAGCAGUGGUGGCCUUAAUCGAUCCGUUUAGGAGAGAGGACAUAGACCAGUGGGAGAAGCUGAGCAAUGGGAUUGGAGACUCAUGUUCUCUGCUCUCUGACAUCACCUUCAAGUCAAAUGCCCCGCCCCUUCCGGGGGUCAGAGGUCACAUCUUAAAACACAUUCACGAGACGACGGUCAGUGAUUUGAUCUGCCUCACAUCAGAGCACCAAGGUUCAGUGUUGAUGGGGACAACAUGCAGUGAGCCUUGCAGUGAUGACUCUCUGUCAGAUAUAGCUGUGGGUCUGGGCCUGGACUAUGUCAAACUGGGAGGUCUGAGCGGUGCUGAGAGGAUGACUAAAUACAACCGGCUGAUUUCUAUAGAGGAAGAACUGGCCCAACAGGGAAUCCUGGUCUCCGAGGAGAAGCACCCCCCUCCACUCUUCACCGAUAAACCACAGGAGCAGUCUGCUGCAGCAGAGAGUACUGUCUGAAACGGCCACCUCACAGCUUCUGUUUGUAUCCAGAAAAUAUGACUGAUUUAAACGUUUAAAUCAAGUGUCAGU
Molecule: messenger RNA, 1824 nt
Organism: Anoplopoma fimbria (sablefish)
Lineage: Eukaryota; Metazoa; Chordata; Actinopteri; Perciformes; Anoplopomatidae
Gene: eno4
Product: enolase 4
Exons: 13
Coding region: 1-1752 (583 amino acids)
Biological process (GO): glycolytic process
Cellular component (GO): phosphopyruvate hydratase complex
Molecular function (GO): magnesium ion binding; phosphopyruvate hydratase activity
Source: RefSeq, a predicted model, not a curated record